Messenger RNA from Gamsiella multidivaricata, 3050 nucleotides. RefSeq lists its product as uncharacterized. NCBI's taxonomy places the organism in Eukaryota, Fungi, Mortierellomycota, Mortierellomycetes, Mortierellales, Mortierellaceae. The record is from RefSeq and is a predicted model, not a curated record. Gene Ontology annotation, molecular function: DNA-binding transcription factor activity, RNA polymerase II-specific; zinc ion binding. The transcript is spliced from 3 exons. The annotation marks the transcript as partial. Gene Ontology annotation, biological process: regulation of DNA-templated transcription.
GCCCACUCUCUCUCUCACACACACACACACACACUCUCUCUCUCUCUCUCUUCCUCACACUGAAUCCAAUCUCUUUCCCUUCUCAUCUGCCGAAUGAACUGAUCCCCUCUUACAUGAACUAUCCCUGGCAACUUCUCAUCUCUUGACACCCCUUUGUGCUGACCAACUUUCACACCGCCAUUCUUUUUCGCCACUCCGUCUACUGUGCUCGUCUCACCUUUGACUCUCAAGUCUUCAAUGCUCUGAUCAUGGACAAAAAGGAGGGAGCAGCCGACUUGACAGAACAUUCUUCGCCCUCAGCACUGGCCCCACCUCAUGCUGCGCCUGCUCGAAGAAGGUCCAAGUUAGCAUGCGAUACAUGCCAUUAUCGGAAAAUCAAAUGCGAUGUUGAAAAGGGUCACCCUUGUAGGAAUUGUGAAAGGAGCGCGGUGCAAUGUACACUGGUUGGACCAAGCAUGCGUCCCCCUCGCAACAUAUCAGGGUCUACAUCAGCAGCAGCGGCGGCAGCAGUCGCUGUUGCCGUGGCCACCGCAGCAGCAGCAAGCGCGCAUUCAGGAACCGGAUCAGUGUUUAACGGGCCGGGGACUGAAGGUGGUCCUACUGGCGAGUACGGGACGAUCUGGCCGACGCAGGUGGAGAUGCAAAGUAUGGAUGGUCAAGGAAAAGAGGCUGGAAGCGUCAGAGUGCCUGGUUUACUCGUCAGAAGGGCCAGUGCAUCCGGUCAACUCAUGCGAGCAGACGAAGUCGAAUCGAGCAGUGUGGACGCUGCUGGGGGUUCAGAGCCUAAAGGAAAGAGAAGCCUUAUGAGCUCCUCCUCUUCUCCAACAUCACUUCGAGCGCUGUUCAAUGCUGGUGCCGCUGUCGCCCGCUCCGCUUCAUCGGCCUCAUCACCGCCGGAAUCCCAUACGGGAACAAUCAACAUCACCAGUUCGAUUGAGGGCACGUUGAACAGCCAAGGCGUCGCUGUACAGGAUACACGCGCAGAGAUGGCAGGAGACGCUCCCAUUGUUGCUUCUUUCGACUAUUUUGAUCAACCGGUUACGUACUCAGAGUCUUCCAGCAGCUCGUCCACACCCUCUGGUGCCUUGAUGAGCAACGGCAUCGCGAACUUCAAUUACCCUGUGGAUGCCAUGUCUAGCACAGUUGCGCACCUGAUCUCGCCGCUUUCCUCUCCUCUAUGCCAUGCUCAGCCGUCGUCACUACCGCCCACACCGCUCCACCUCAUAGCAGAAAGGCUACCAGAGAGCAUCAUCGCCGGCACAUCAAUCAAUGGGCCAGGAAGAUAUGCUCCAGGCAAUCCGCAGUUCCAGUCGUCAGUGUCUCAUUCUCGACAUAAUGCUCCGCGACGGGCGUCUAGCUCUUCCUAUUUGCCCUCGCAUCCUUCCACGGACAGUGAUGUCAAAGUACAGCAGCAAGACAGACGUACCUCAGCCCCGUGGACCACCCAUAACUACUCACAAUCUCUACUAUAUGAGAAUCGGCAUUUAGCGCAGACGCAGACUGGAUCUAGUGGCGCCACAAGUCAGCAAUAUGGAGCAAUACAUUCCCAUGUGAAGCACGCGACUGCAGAGGACAUCCACCCUUAUCCGACACAAUCUGCACUCAUGCGUUCUAACAGCACACCGGCUGCGCUGCGGUCGCCUCUUAAAUCGCUUAACAGGAAUCGCCACAGUGCUUUGCCUUCACGGCGGUCUCACAUCGGUCCAACAAGGCAUUCAUUAAACCUGUACGCGUCGACUGACAAAGUCAUACAAGAUCUUUCGCUUCCGCAGCAGCUCUAUCGACACUCAGCCUUGCCUCAGCGAAACAACAGCAAUAUGAGCCAUUUACAAUUUCAUCUUCACCUUCAGCAAAUCCAGCAAUCCCAGCAUCAUGGGCAACGCAGCCAGUCUUUACCGCGGCACCAAUCGGAGCAACCUCAUAGUUCGUCGUUGCAGCAGCAGAGUGGGCACGGCGUACCGCAAUGGCAGCAAGGAUAUAGUAUUCGGCAGCAUCCCCAGGAGAGCGAUUUGCAUUUUGGAGUGGGUGUCAGCAAUUCAAGGGCAGACCUUAUUUUGAGCUCGGAACCUACGUCAAUGGCUCAGGGCACGCAACAGGAAUCCGAUGCUUUUUCAUCUAUUCGACCUACGGAUGUUCUGUCUCCCAUCGGCAUCCCUUGUUCCACGCAAGCAAACACAGACAAUCUUCGGUCCUUUACCACCCAUAUGAAUGCUUCGUUCGAUCCAAACCCGAUGGAAAAUGCGACCUCGAGUCCCAGUGUAGGCAACAUAUCUCAGCACGAUUUGCUGUCACGGCAGCAGAUCCAUCAGCAACCGUCCUCGGACGAGCAGCACCCUAAACUUCAGUUUGCUGCUGGAUAUGUAUGGAAGCAGGAGGAUGAACCUGAUCGCGUUGUUGGCCACACCCGACACCAAAGCGCCUCUCAAGUCUACUCUCAACACCCACCGCAGUUCCAGUCAUCGGUCCAGGAAAGGACUAACUGGACGCGAUCACUACAAGACCUCACACACUACACCACGACCCUGGUUGAUCGGCAGCAGCGAUUGGCGGAUCAAACGCAACUUUUACGACAAGAGUCGUCUAUGGCUCAGGCUCCGGUACUCGAUCAGUCAGCACCUCAAGACAACUUUGGUGCUUCAUUAGCAUUGGACCUGGAUGAUAACCUGCGACUUCUAGAUGACAUGGACAUCGUGCCAGAGUACAACGAGUACAACGAGAUCUCUCGGUCGCCACUCGCCUCUGCCCACAACGGAAAGGAUGUCAUGCUUCAAAACGUAGCUGGGAUACCAAGCCAUCUGGAGCAAACGCUGGUUGGAUCAGCACCGGCAGCCGUUUUGAACCAUCCAACGCAGCGCUCGAUUUUCAGCGCUGUAGCUGGACUAGGACCAACCUCUCAAGAUCAGCUGCAUCUGAAUACACAGAGCAUCAACAACGCUCUAGGACAGUGUACAGAGGUCCUGCAUUUCCAUGGAGACCCUUACAUCGACACGCUGUCGUUUCUGGACCUGUCCGGCACUUUCAUGGCCUCGACAACGGCCUCUAUGAAUCCG